This is a messenger RNA of Mizuhopecten yessoensis (Yesso scallop), 3274 nucleotides long. Its product is annotated as sodium-coupled monocarboxylate transporter 1-like. The transcript is spliced from 16 exons. Bases 367 to 2325 code for a protein of 652 amino acids. Gene Ontology annotation, biological process: transmembrane transport; sodium ion transport. The record is from RefSeq and is a predicted model, not a curated record. NCBI's taxonomy places the organism in Eukaryota, Metazoa, Mollusca, Bivalvia, Pectinida, Pectinidae. Gene Ontology annotation, cellular component: membrane. Gene Ontology annotation, molecular function: symporter activity.
UGUGUAACUCACCCAGUAAGACUAACGAGUAGGUGACAGGUCAGCCUCUACAUUGCGCGUUAAUACGACUAAGUAAAAUACUAUUGUUCGUAAUUUUGACGACAACAAAUGCUGUUUACGACAUUACGUUUGGUUCUGGGUCUAGUCCACAUUUGGACAAAUUGUUAAUUAGUUCGUUGUUUUAAUUCCGUUUUCGGAGUGAACGGAUAACAUCUUGCACACAGUAAACUACUUGGCUGUUGUUGAGCAUUUUCUAGAAACAAAAUUGGAAUUGGAAAAUGUGAUAAAGAUACUAACCAAAUCUGUGAUAAUUUGAAAAUAUAGAGGAUCCCUUAACGGCUGCAUUUUCACAUUCAACAAAACAAGAUGGUUGCCAAAGAAGAGUUUGAUGUGUGGGAUUGGUUUGCGUUCGUUGCCAUGCUGGUUAUUUCCGCUGGUAUUGGAAUAUUCUAUGCGUUUAAAGGACGUCGAGAAAACUCCACCAACGAAUUUCUGAUGGGUGGCGGAGACAUGAAAAUGGUUCCCGUCUCCAUUUCCAUUCUUGUGUCUUUCAUGUCCGCCAUAUUGAUUUUGGGGACACCUGCAGAAAUGUUCACGAAGGGAACUCAGUACUUUGUCUAUACCUUCGGAGUUAUCUCUGCUGUUGUCGUAGCAGCAAACAUAUUCGUGCCACUGAUAUACCCCCUAAAGCUCACCAGUUCAUUUGAGUAUCUGGAGAAAAGAUUUGACUCUAAAGCCGCAAAACUCACUGGGACUAUCAUGAUGAUAUUACAACAGGUAAUCUACAUGGGAAUAGCGUCCUACGCUCCGUCAACAGCUCUGGAGGCGGUUACGGGAUUUCCAACCUGGGCGACCGUCAUCACAGUGGGCCUAGUAUCAACUUUCUACACUUUCCUGGGUGGUAUGAAGGCGGUUGUCUGGACUGAUGUGUUUCAGUCAUUUGUAAUGGUGGCCGGGAUACUGGCUAUAGUCAUACAGGGGACAAUAUCUGUCGGAGGCCUGGAAAAAGUAUGGCAUAUCAACAAAGAAUGGGACAGGAUCGAGUUUUUCGAUUUCAAUCCUGACCCCACUCAAAGACACUCGUUCUGGUCGCUGGUUGUAGGCGGAAUGGUCGGAUGGACGGCUACGUACGGGGUCAACCAGGCCUCCGUACAGCGAUACUGUGCUCUGCCGACUCUAAAGAAAGCGAAAACGGCUGUUUUACUGAACAUAAUAGGAGUAUUUGUCCUCGUGACGAUCACGUGUCUAGCGGGUAUCGUUGUAUUCGCCUAUUACGCUGAGAAAGGAUGUGAUCCACUCUCCAACGAGGAUGUUUCCAACUCAAAUCAGAUCAUUCCAUUCUUUGUCAUGGAGAAGCUUGGUUACCCUGGGCUACCGGGUCUCUUUGUUGCUUGCCUAUUCAGCGGGGCGCUUAGUACUAUGUCUUCAUGCCUGAAUGCUCUGUCCGCUGUCACCUGGGAAGACAUCCUUAAGCCUUGUUUCUAUAACUUGUCAGAAGAGAAGAAAACCUGGGUCACCAGAGGUCUAGUAAUAUUCUAUGGUGGAUGCGGUAUAGGAAUGUCCUUCAUGGCAAUGAACCUCGGCGGAACUGUUUUACAGGCGUCCCUAAGUUUUACCGGUGCUGCGUCUGGCCCUCUUCUCGGGAUCUUUGUACUUGGUGCCUUUUUUCCUUGGGCAAACUGGAUUGGAGCUGUAGUUGGUAGUGUAUUUGGCCUGGUGCUACCCAUGUGGAUCAGUAUCGGGGCGUACAGUGUCGUAGGAACGACAUCUAACCUUCCGUUUCCCACCGACAACUGUACGGUAGAGGGCGCUUUCAACGCCACAACGCUUGUGAACAUUUCCGCAACGACACUUGCACCAGUCGUAGACGAAAUAACUGGCAUCAGUAAGCUUUACACUGUUUCGUAUCUUUGGUAUCCAUCGAUAGGGGCCGCUACAGUCGUCGUCAUUGGCCUCAUUGUCAGUUUCUGCACAGGAGCUAAUGGCACACAUGACAUUGAUCCAAAGUAUCUGAUUCCAUUUUUCGACCGGAUAUUCUGUUGUCUGCCGAAUUCCUUGUUAAGAAAAUUACGAUGUAAUAUGGAAUUUCCAGAUCCAGAGGAUAUCAAAGCUGACGAGCUUGAUGAGAAGGAUACGGAUCCCUCGGAACCUGGCGUGGUCCUUUCCCCCAUUACAACAGAAAAACCGGACAAAAAGCCAGACCCGUCGCCAAUAGCCUUAGUUGGAUAUAAACAGAAACAAGAUAAUCAAAACAUGUACCCCCACCUCGAGGAAUGCAACGGAGGAACAUAUGAAUAUAUAAACGGUGCUUACACACAGAAUUAGAUGUACAACGAGAUUUGUGUACGUUACAAUGAACAUUUAUAUUAAAAAUGUACUACAAAUCACUAAAUAUUUAUAAAUAUCACAUAUUGUCGUUGUAAUAUAUACCGGGAAACUAUUUUGCCAAGUCAUACUUCUGCCCUACGCCAGUAAAUGUCAACUGACCUCUCCUCAUUUGAUAAUUAUGCUUAUUACAUUGUUUAUCAAUAAUAUUCGCUGUUAUGAGAAAUUUGCAGAGAGUAAAUGUUUAAGUUAAACAGCGGCAAACAUGUCGAUUUUAUACAAAUACAAGGUGUCACUAAUUGAAAUUCCCAUUAUAAACAAUUACGUUUACUUUUUUUUCAAUGUCAAUGAGAUAUAAACAAAAUGUGAGAGAUGUUGUUAACAAAAUUGAUGAUUUGUUUCUACGAUGUUUUGCGAACAUUCAUCAUAAGAGCGUAUUUGAAACUUGUUCCUUUCGACGUAUUCAACAAAUGAAAUGUAUUCAUUGUUAACGAUUAAAGAAUUAAUGUUGAAAUGUUAAUUUUGCUAUAAAUAGCUUUAUGUGGUAAAUGCAAAUUUAAAGAUACAUUGCGAAAUUUGCAUACAACACCAUCCGAGACAUUCUUGAAAUUCCUCGAAUAUGUAAUGAUAAUAUCUAGGAUUCAGUACUGCUACAUGUACAUCCAAUCUGAAGAGAAGCGACAUCCAUGCUGAUCGAUUUUACCUUUACGUUUUCGCACGAUUUUUUGAUGUUCACCAAUGGAUCAAACUAGACUAUUUGUAUCGAUCGCAAGAUAGUAUGGUAGUGUCAUUGAUUCCAUCAAUCCAUAUUACAGGGGUACAGAUAACUAAAGUUAGCGAAAACUCAGUAACUGAUGAUGGAUCUUGUCACAUCAUUAGGGCUAGCUAUUCCGUUUUUUCGUAUUGCAGAAUUAUCUGCUCUUGUGAGCAGGUAUUGAUUGUUACGUCA